This is a messenger RNA of Ceraceosorus guamensis, 3529 nucleotides long. RefSeq lists its product as hypothetical. The record is from RefSeq and is a predicted model, not a curated record. Gene Ontology annotation, molecular function: DNA-binding transcription factor activity, RNA polymerase II-specific; zinc ion binding. Bases 367 to 3405 code for a protein of 1012 amino acids. The transcript is spliced from 8 exons. NCBI's taxonomy places the organism in Eukaryota, Fungi, Basidiomycota, Exobasidiomycetes, Ceraceosorales, Ceraceosoraceae. Gene Ontology annotation, biological process: regulation of DNA-templated transcription.
GACAGCAUCACCAUGCAAACGGCAAAUACGUGGACCUCAGGCAGUUGCGUCUCAUCCACAUCUUUUGACUGUCUUUGCACAGACCGCCCAGUCAAUCUCGCAAGCCAUCCGUGAGGCAGGGAUGAGCAGGUCUUGACGCCAUUGUGAUCGUGAGAGCGUCAGCAUCAGCGUCGGAGCUUUCAUCGUGGCUGUCUUGCAACCCGCCGCGCUCGGCUUUUGGGUCGCACUUGCAGCUUUCAUGCCGACCUAGGACGGCGAAGCGCGUUCGUCCCCGGGAGGAGCAAGUGCAGCAGGCUUGGACGCUCCCUCGACUGGACCAGCAGUCGGUCAAGGUGCUGCUGCUCCUUAUCUCUGCCUGCUGUUGCGAUGCAGCCGCUCAAGUCUGAGGAUUUCCCUGCUGAACCAGUAUCGGAACAUCUGGAUCCCCCACACCAAGAGAUAUUGUAUGCGCCCUCCGAAGAAGUCCAAGAGAUGAAUCAAGCCCAGCACAACGACCAUUUGUACUACUCGCAAGUGCAAGCCGUGGACGGUUAUGAGGAUAGCGGGGCGGUGGAUGGAGCGGAAGGAGUGGUCGGGCAGCAUGCCGAGGACCUUACGCACGUCGCAGCUUUCCGAGAGCACGAGGGACUGAAUGGCGAGGAAGAGGGCGCGCUGUACCACAAUGAAAGCCAACAGGAUGGCUUGUCAGAUAGCAAAGCGCGAGGGAGCAAUAACGGCGCACACGCUCCCAAGCGGCGAAAGAUCAAUACUUGUCUUCCUUGCAAGAGGCGCAAAGUCAAGUGCGACAAACAGAGACCUCACUGUGGCCAGUGCAAGAAGCAUCACAUCGAAGAGCCGGAUUGCGUGUGGAGUCUGGAUGCGGAUCACAAUGCCGCACCAGCAGAUGCGCAUGCCGCCCCAAUAUCUGGUACUAACACCGCAUACGACUCGACUUGGUACUCGGCUCAAGACGGUAGCGCACCUGAACUCGCCCAACAGGCGGUUGCACAGCAUCCUUGGGACCAAGGCGAGGCCGCGCGAAUAGACUCGUCAGAGGAGGCUAGUGGUGCAUCGAAGGCUGAAGACGUUCCUGCAAUGCUCGAGCGGAUCCGAGCGCUUGAAUCCGAGCUGGCACGCACGACUACUCGAUUGCUGGGGCAAGACAGUGCCAACGAAACGGAACUAUCGAGCAAGAAGAGGGCAGGCUCUGAAGACUUGGCAGCAGCAGCAUCUGCAGAGCGCCAAGACAUCGACACAGAGGAAUUGACGCAUAUGGAGACACAAUUGAAUCAAUUGAGGAAGUUACCGCCAUCUUCGGCCAGCAUGUACGAAGCGAAUACGGGUCUUGCUGCAGGCGCGCUCGCCAUGAUAGCUCGCAAUCAUCCUCAUGCCUCGAUGACGAAUGGCACUGGCAAAGGUCGAGGCGCCAACAUGUCCACGUGGGGCGUUCAAGGACCGCCAGGUGGCAGAUUUCCAUUUCAAGCGCGCCUAACUACAGAGCUGGUCAAGGAGGCUCUCGAUCUGUUGCCAGAGGACUCCACGGUGGACCACAUCAUUGCGGCUGACAGAGCAGUGCAUAUGAGCGGGCUCAGUACAGGAACAAGCUAUCGCCUUGUUGAUUUGCAGCUCGGGGUCAUGCGAGCGGAAAUCAAUCGAUGGGAUGGAGGGAAAUGCGGCUCAGACUUGCCAUGCAUUGAUUUGACGUUCCUGGCGCUGCUUUUCGCAAUUUUGUCUGCCGGCAUCGAGUACUCAGAGCCUACGACGUUGGUGUAUCACAAGCUGGUCGAUCGAUUGGAAGACAUUCCAGAAAAAACGUGCGCUUACGUAGCAAUGAGUCAAACCCUUAUGUCCGUUUGUGACAUGUUGGAACGGCCAAACCUCAACCUAGUCAUGGCUUUGGCGGAGAUACGCAUGUAUCAAGUUGCGCACGCGCGCUUCAUCGAGUGCUCGAUGUGUGUCUCAAUGAUGAUACGAAUGAGCUUGUUCUUGCGCUUGCACCGCAUGGGUAGCGCCUACGACGAUCAGGCAAAGUGGAUGAGCGAAGAACAGACACCUUCGGUCGUUACCGGCUGGGAGGAUCAGCCGUACUUGAUGGGGCAGGUUUUAAUUCCAUUGUAUCCGCAGGGAAAACCUGACCCGGAAGCCAUCACUGUCAAGAUACCGCAGCGUAGUCAUCUAGUUCGGGAAGCUGCGCGCCGGACCUUCCGCAGCAUCGUUCUCGUGUCCUACUUUAUGAGCGAGCAGUACGAUCGACAUGCGCAGAUCGACCCGCAUACGUACAAUACGACGCCGCCAAUCAAUGUGGACGAGGAAGAGCUGCCCAUGGGAGAUGAGGUCGAGAGGGCUUGGGAACUACCGAUCGAAAAGGCUCGGGGAGUGCCUACUGAGAACAGCUUGUUUCCUUUUACGUGCGCUGUGGCCCACUUGGCUUGGGAGGGCACGGAUGCGGUCGCUCGCGACAAGAUGGACUAUGCCAAGGUGCUCGACCUCGACAGCAAAUGUCGCAAGGUGCUGGAAGACUUGCCCGACUUUUUGCGACUCGAUGGAGAGUCCGAGAAUUUGGAGCACGUCCAGCUAGCACUGGCGCAAAGACCUCAUCUCGCCAGCCAACGUUUCAUCAUUAUUGAGACUGUUCAUUUCAGACUUUUGAUGCUGCAUCGACCCUACAUGCUGCGCGGUUACAGAGAUCCAACAUACGAGCCGUCUGUCAAGGUGUCUGUUGAAUCUGCCCGCACCAUCAUCUUUUGCCGAAGCGAGAUGGACAGAAUAAGCUGGGCGAUUCAAAAGUACCCGGCUUUCCGAAUACACAACCACAUGUCGGCAAUGCUGUUGGCGGUGCACCUUCUCGAGGAAGCGCGACAAGGUCGACACUCUGAUCCAGAGUCUAUUGCUAUUCGAGAAGAGGUCACUGUCGCUCUGAACUUUGUUGCCGGUCGUACUACAUCCGACGGCACACCAAUCACGAAAUCCGGCGCAAAAGCCGCCAAAGCGACGCGCCGCAUGAUCGAUGCUCUCCUCUCGGAAAGUGCCGCGCGGGGAGAGGUGGAGAAUGACGAAUCGUCGCUGGCGCAGCAAGUAGCUACCAUUGCGGGCCACGAUGCUACCCAGAACGAGGCAGACUUCCCGUCGACGGCUGCUCUCGACUCCCACACGUACGCCGUGCCGGAGUCGCGCCAUACCCUUGAGGAGUUGCCAGAAGUCCAGCGUCCCUUCGGCUCGGAAGCUUUCUCCGCGUCUGUCCCUACAAAUUCCACCAACACCUCACCAGGCUCUUUACUCGACGCUCUGCUGCGCCCUGAUGAUCCCGUUAACCUGUAUCUCUCACAGCUUUUCGGCUCAUCGACUGGCGAGAACCUUCCGCCGCCGCCUCCUGAGAAUUUUUGGGGGGCUACGGACAAGGUCAUUCGGCUAUCCGAACAUCCCUGAGGUGGCGCGCACUGCCGUCAUCUCGCCUUGGUCCGCCUUCCUUCGGACAACUUGUAUUCUACCCUGUACCUUGUUAAGAGCGUCUGCAAUCACGUGAAUGAGGAUGGCCCCUUGCGCGGCCUUC